Molecule: messenger RNA, 2369 nt
Organism: Fomitopsis serialis
Lineage: Eukaryota; Fungi; Basidiomycota; Agaricomycetes; Polyporales; Fomitopsidaceae
Product: Aspartate/glutamate/uridylate kinase
Exons: 10
Coding region: 316-2076 (586 amino acids)
Biological process (GO): amino acid biosynthetic process
Molecular function (GO): aspartate kinase activity
Source: RefSeq, a predicted model, not a curated record
GACGACUACGCAAGACGAGCGGAAACCGUACGCAAAGGCUUGCUAGUUACUGCGUUUCACCUAGCGAUUCUUGUACCUAGGCCAGUCAGUGGUCAACAUCAUGAAAGGCUUUCUGAAGUGCAAUAUUGAAUACCGCCGGCAUUUCCAUACCCGGAAAAUUUGAAGUCAUCGCCCCUCGCAGUGCGGACGACUUGCUUCCGCACGAUGGACAUCCUGCAUCUUUUGGAGGGUUUCGCAACGUCGAACCGGUGUUUUGGACUGGGCCUGGUCGCACUUGAGUCCAAACUGCAAACCUGAAGCACCCGACCUCCCAUCAUGUCUAAUCCACCUAGUUCUUCAUCGUCCUCUCGCUCGUCGUCAAUGGCCUCUUCUAGUCUCCCUAGGACACCGCCGAACAUGCACCAGAACACGAUCGAUCCAGAAGCGAAGUGGCUAGUGCAGAAGUUUGGCGGGACGAGUGUGGGGAAGUUUGCGACAAAGAUUGCGGAGGACAUCAUUGCAGAGUACAUUGACCAGCACAAGGUCGCGAUCGUCUGCUCGGCGCGAUCAGGCUCUACCAAAGCGUUGGGCACCACGAACCUCCUUCUACGGGCAGCGAAGGAAGCUUUGCAGCGCACAAGUAGCCCAUCAGAGACACCAGGACAUAUGACUCCUGCACUCUUCUCCAGAACCUCGCAGGCGCAGUCACCAGUGGACAGUCCACGAGGGCGGAGCACGUCGUCGCCUCGCAUGGAUCCCGUUACUCCUGGAGGGGCAUUGAACAUGUCUUCCAUGAGCACCAAGGCACCUCCGUUCAGUGAGACGGUGGACCUCAUCCCGGAGCUACUGCGAGAGCUCGAGAUGGAGAUCGAGCGGGAUUGUGACUCAUUACGCUCAUUUUGGGGUGUAAUUGACGAGAUUUCGCCAAGAUCGCGAGACACCAUCAUCGGUUUUGGUGAACGAUUAGCAUGCAAAGUCAUGACGGCCAUCCUUAGGGAUCGAGGCAUCGACGCUGAGUAUGUCAGCCUUGAAAACGUUGUUCCUCUCACCGAGGAAGAGUCGUACACGGGAGAGACGCUCGGUCAAGAGUUCUACGACCGAGUCGCUGAAGCUGUGAGCGAGCGCAUCAAGCAAUGCGAACCGCGCGUUCCCGUCGUUACCGGCUACUUCGGCCCCGUCCCGGGCUCCCUCCUCCGGCAGGUCGGCCGCGGCUACACAGACCUCCUCGCAGCACUGCUCGCAGCGGGGCUCGGCGCGUCCGAGCUGCAGAUCUGGAAGGAGGUCGACGGGAUCUUCACCGCUGACCCGCGCAAGGUACCCACGGCCCGGCUCAUCCCGAUCAUCUCGCCCGAGGAGGCGGCAGAGCUGACGUACUACGGGAGCGAGGUCGUGCACCCGUUCACAAUGGAGCAGGUCAUCCGGCGGCGCAUCCCGAUCCGCAUCAAGAACGUCGAAAACCCGCAGGGUGGGGGCACGGUCAUCCACCCGGACCCAGACAUCGACGCGGCGCCGUACACGGAGGAGGCGGGGAUACCGAUCCCCGGGACGAGCACGGUCUUCCGCCCGGUGGGCGACCUGCAUGCGGCGAGGGAUGAGCGGAAGCUGCCGACGGCGGUGACGAUCAAGGAGCGGAUCGUCGUGCUGAACGUGAACUCGAACCGCAAGAGCGUGUCGCACGGGUUCCUGGCAGGCGUGUUCGGCACGCUGGAUCGAUAUGGCGUCGUCGUGGACCUGAUCAGUACUAGCGAGGUGUACGUCAGUAUGGCCAUCGAGGACAACCUGGACAAGAAGCUGCUCGAUCGAGUCGUGCGUGAGCUUCAAAAGAGCGGGACGGUAACCGUGAGCAGAGAUAUGGCCAUCCUGUCUCUGGUGGGCAAAAGGAUGCGGAACAUGGUCGGCAUUGCGGGCCGCAUGUUCACGACGCUGGGGGACGGAAAGGUCAACAUCGAGAUGAUAAGCCAGGGCGCGAACGAGAUCAACAUCUCCUGUGUCAUUGACUCGCGGGACGCUGUUAAGGCGCUCAACCUCAUCCACCAAAGCUGUUUGCAGAUCAGACCGGACGGCGCGAGGGGGCGCAUGGGUCCAUGGUUGUUCUAAAAAAGACGUUUCAAGACGAUAAUUUGUUGUAAGCUAUACCCAUCAUCUGUAGCCUAGAGCUGUAUACUGUGACGCCCGUCCAACCGCGCCAAAAAUCAAAGAAGGACCACGAUCCAACUCGGGUUCUUGCCUUGCUUUGCACUUCCGCUCCCCGUCCACGUUGCAUCCUCGUGCGUCUGUCGCUGGUUUAAGGCAGUUGCACACAAGCUCGGUUGAUUAAUACAUGUCAGUGGUGUGCAAUCGCUUCCUUGAAGUGACUCUUGCUGACUGGAACAGGUGUCCGAUCAUCCCAC